This is a messenger RNA of Nerophis lumbriciformis (worm pipefish), 3093 nucleotides long. Lineage: Eukaryota; Metazoa; Chordata; Actinopteri; Syngnathiformes; Syngnathidae. The record is from RefSeq and is a predicted model, not a curated record.
AUGGUCAACAUUAAGGUUUACAUCGCUUCGUCAAGUGGCUCUGUGGCGGUGAAAAAACAACAGCAGGCAGUGGUGGGCUUCCUGGAGGCCAAUGGAAUCCAAUUCCAGGAAGUAGACAUAGCCAUGCUGGAGGAGCAAAAGUUCUGGAUGUACCAGCACAUCCCUAAGGAUAAGCAACCCAAGAACGGCAAACCGCUGCCUCCGCAGAUUUUCAACGGCGAUCGCUACUGCGGGGACUACGAGGAUUUCUUCCAAUCUAAAGAAAACAACACUGUCUUAACCUUCCUGGGCCUCAAUUCUGAAGCUUCCAUCAAACAAAAGCCGUGUCUUCAUCUCGUGGAUGCCAAACGUGAAAGUCCUCUAAAACCUCUUGUACGUGCCCAAUGCUCCAGCGCCACUGUGAGGCUGGCGGGCCCCUCGUCCACGCGCUGCUCGGGGAGAGUGGAGGUCCUCCAUGCCGGCGAGUGGGGCACCGUCUGCGACGACUUCUGGGACCUGAACAGCGCCCAGGUGGUGUGCCGCGAGCUCCAGUGCGGCACAGCGCUAGCGGCCUAUAAAGGGUCGCGCUUCGGCAUGUCCGUUGGCCCCAUCUGGCUAGAUGACGUGCAGUGCACCGGAAGCGAAUUGUCUAUCCUCAAGUGCCAGCACCGCCCCUUCGGGGACAAUAACUGCGGGCACGAAGAAGACGCCAGCGUGGUCUGCUCAGGUGAGACAGUGACUGCAUGGUUGCUAGAACACUUGCGGGUAACUAACGGCAGCAGCCGUUGCAACGGCCGACUGGAAGUCUACACGGACGGUCACUGGAACAAAGUGUGCGGCGAGUUUGGGAUGCCCGAAUCCAAGGUGGUGUGCCGGGAGAUGAGCUGCGGGAACCCGCUGGUUUCCGCCCAAAAACAGUAUUUCGGCGAAUCGCGCGAAGUUUUGGCUGUGAAGACCACGUGUUUGGGCAACGAAAGCUCCGUCGCGCAUUGCUCGCACAAACCCGUCAAGGAAACAUGCACGGACGCAACCAUUUCUUGCUACAACAGCCAACCCAUUCGUCUGGUCAACGGAACCAACCGCUGCUCUGGCCGAGUGGAGAUCCUUCACAUGGACCAGUGGGGGACGGUGUGCGACGACAAAUGGGGGAUUCAGGAGGCUAGCGUGGCGUGCCGCGAGAUGGGCUGUGGGGCUCCUUUGGAAGUCAAGUACAAGGCCUUCUUCGGCAGCGGCGACGAUCAAACCUGGCUGGACGAUCUAGAUUGCACGGGGCAGGAGAAGUCGCUCUCCGAGUGCUCGCACAGAGGGAUGGGCGAGCACGACUGCAGCCACGCAGAAGACGCCGGCGUCGUAUGUUCAGGACCUCCCGUACUACGGCUCGUCAAUGGUACCAACCGCUGCUCAGGCCGAGUGGAGGUCUACCACGACGGCAUAUGGGGGACGGUGUGCGAUGACUCCUGGGACAUCAGAGAUGCCCAAGUAGUGUGCAGAGCAUUGGACUGCGGCACGGCCAUGACGGCCAAAUCAGGAGCCUACUUCGGCGAAGGCGGGGGUCAAAUUUGGCUGGACGACGUCGGAUGCUUGGGCAACGAGUCGUCCUUGCUUCAAUGCCCGCAUUCACCCUUCGGAGAUACUAACUGCAAUCACGUCGAAGACGCUUCCGUUAUGUGUUCAGCCAGCAUCAGACUGAUAAAUGGAACCAACCAGUGUUCAGGCCGGGUGGAGGUCCACCACGAAGGCCACUGGUCAUCCGUGUUCAACGUUCAAUGGAGUUUGCACGAAACGGCGGUGGUCUGCCGGGAGAUGAACUGCGGCGAUCCCGUCAAAGCUUCGGGGUCUUUCGGGCAAAGGGGCGACGUCAACGGCUAUAAAAUCAACUGCAACGGAAGGGAGACUUCGCUAACACAGUGCUCCUUCCGGGAUUACGUCCGUAGCGGCCACGAUCGCGUUCAGGAGGCCUCCGUCGAAUGCUCCGGUAACGUGAGGCUGGCCGGCGGCCAAAACCGCUGCACCGGGAGGGUGGAGUUCUUCAAUAACGGCCGCUGGGGAGACGUGUGCGGAGAAAUGUGGGACAAUGACGACGCGACGGUGGUGUGUAGGCAGCUCGACUGCGGCAAAGCCAUCAAGAUCACUGCCGGGACGGAGUUCGGCCACGGUUCGGGACACGUCUGGAUCGAGCAGAUCGAAUGCAACGGAAUGGAGUCCACGUUGGCGCAGUGCUCGCAACGGUCUUUCCAGGAUAGGUUGUGCAACAUCACCUCGCUAGCCGGCGUGGUCUGCUCAGAUAGCUUGGAGGUGCGCUUGGUGAAAAGCGAAAUCGAGUGCACCGGUACCGUGGAGGUCCAGUACGACGGCACGUGGCACUCCGUUUGCGACGCCGACUGGAACCAGGCCAAAGCCGAGGUGGUGUGCGAUCGUUUGGAGUGCGGCCGCGUGGUCAGCGUCCACGGUGCCGCUCAUUACGGUCAAAGUAGCGGCCCCGUGGUGGAGGCUAACGACGCCUGUUUCGCUAACAUCAGCCAUCUUGAGCAGUGCUCGCUCAAAGGUUUCACUAAAUCCACGUGCCCGCAUGAUCAAGACGCCGGCGUUUCCUGUGCAGGUGAAGCGAUUUUGUCACUUUGCGCUAUCGCAAAGGUUUUCGACCAAACUAAACGAAUUGCCGAUUCAUCCGGGUUUCUGCUCGCAGCCAAGCUACAGCUAGUUGGCGGCUGGAGCGGCUGUUCCGGCCGAGUGGAGGUGUUUCACGCCGGCGUUUGGGGGACCAUUUGCGACGACGAGUGGGAAGUGAGCGCUGCCGACGUGGUGUGCCGACAGCUUGGCUGCGGCCACGCCGUGUCGGCUCCUGGCAACGCGCAUUUCGGGCGGGGCACUGGUCCCAUAUGGCUGGACAACGUGGUGUGUGAAGGUCAGGAGUUGGCCAUCACACACUGCAACCACCAGCCAUUUGGAGAGAACAACUGCGGCCACUCUGAGGACGCUGGAGUCAUUUGUUUGGAGCGGAGUCACGAGGCUAUGUCGAGCAGAGCGGAGUCACGAGGCUAUGUGGAGCCGAGAGGAGUCACGAGGUUAUGUCGAGCCAAGACGAGUCACGAGGUUAGGUCGAGUCGAGCCUAG